UUCUGCCCAUGCCACACUGCCUUGAAGUGCUCAGCUCAUUACGUGUCACAGAUGACUAAAGCUCCUCAGCUCCCAGCACAGAAGCACUCCCCAGCUGCACUGGGAUUGCUGCUGAAGCUCCUCAGCUCAUCCCUGAUGCACAGCAACUGCAAACCAAGCAGCAUGUGGAGGAAUUGGGGUACAGAGCCCCCAAAGAUCCCACCUCCUUCUUCAUCUCCCCCUCCUCAACUCUCACUCCUGAAGGAAAGCACCAUUCCCACCUUCCAGGUGUCUUGCAGUGUUAAACCCAUGGGUUAGAUGCAUCUUUGGGCUCGUGGCUCUGCACCUGGGGGGCAGAGGAGGGCUUUGGCACAGGCAGCUCCAGGGAUGUGUGCAAAGGCUUCCGUGACCCUCCCUUGCAGCCACAUUUCCCAGGUGGGCACCCGAACUGCUAGCUCUCUGUGGCCACGACGGAGUUACCCAGGCGCCAGCCCAGCUAGCACAUUGUUCCACGCGUACGCCCUGUUCUGCUCCGGCUUCGUCAAUAUUGGCUCCUGCCUCGCUGUGUGGGAACUUGUUUUCCUGGUGCAACAAAGCAACCUUGUGCUGUGUGCUGGCAGCUGGCUCGGAGGGCUCCCAGGGACCUGCUCUGAAGCUGUUUCUGAAGAGAAAGAAGACAGGAUGCAGAACAGCUCCAUUACGCUCAGGCUGCACAGCUUACAGCUUCCCCUUUCCAGCACCUGGAAAUACGGAAUCAUGGCAUUAGCCAUCCUCUUGCUCCUGGGGGCCCUGACUAUCCUAGCUUACCAGAUGUGCCAGCUGCAGAAGCACAGGAGGACUGGGAAGAAGAAGAAAUGUGACAGCGGAGAUGGGGUGAGGAUGAGGGCAGAGAAUGGCCUGUGGGGGAAGAAGAUGCUGCCUCUUCUGCUUGACAGCAGCCAGCAGAGCGACACAGAUAUGGAGGCACGUACAGCAGUGCCGGGCAAGGCUGAGAGCCAUAUGAAGUCUGGUGCUGAGAUGGUGGAGCUGGGAGUGGGGCUGGAUGCACCCCAACCCUGCCUCUCCUGCAGAAUUACUGAAGACGCAAGCAGUGACCCAAGCCCCCUGCCCAGCUCCCGGGGCAGCCUGAAGUUCUCCCUCCUGUACCACAGGGAGCAACGUGAGUUGCUGGUGAGCGGCCUGGAAGUGCGGGGCCUGCCCAGUCGCAGGCACACUGAGGUGGCCGUCUGGCUCCGGCUGCUGCAGCACGUCCCAUCCUGCACCCCUGGGCUUCAGUGCGUGGUCCAGGAGUGGCAGAGCCGGGCGGUGAAGAACUGCAGCGGGACGGCUUUUGGAGAACACUUCAUCUGCUCCCUGCAAGAUGCUGAGGUGGAUAGGAGCACCCUGAAGCUGGAGGUCCAACAUUUUGACAAAUACUCCAGAAGUGCCACACUAGGGGAAGUCAGGGUUGCCUUGAGCCAGCUGAGGGCUUCCCAGAGCCUGAUUUUGUGUGCAGAGCUGCAGAAGACCACAAAGGACAUCGUGGGAGAGGUGCUGCUGUCACUGAGGUGCCUGCCCAUCUCCCAGAGGAUGGAGGUCGGGCUGCUCAAGGCAAAAACCACCCCUCCUUGCAGCGCUGCAGAGAAGAGCAUAUACGCAAGGAUAGAUGUUUCCUGCAGACGCCACAAGCAGAAGCACCAGAAAUCCAGGCCGCAGGCGCACACCUCGCUCAUCAUUUUCAACGAGACCUUCCUGUUCCCCAUGCCCCAGGCUGCAGCAUGGGAUUGCUCUGUGCUCAUCUCCCUUUAUGAAGUGGGCCCCGAGCCCAAGCACCUCAUCGGGCAAGCCAGUGUGGGCAGGAGCAUGGCGAGGGACGCGGCUGACCACUGGGACCUCAUGGCCAAGUCCAUCCAGCAGCCUGUAGCCCAGUGGCAUCCUCUCCUCAUUUAGGGGGGAAGACUUCUGCUGCAGCUCUUUGCGGUGGUCCAGAUGAGUUAGUUUAUUUUGCACAAAUGAGCAGCAUUCACUGUGAAUAUAUCUAAAAGAUGAGUCAGAGUUUGACGUUCUUGGUAAGACAGAGAGAACUUCUCAUUUAGUUUCCUCCUACUGCUUCUGGUGCUCUUGAUGGUCCCAUGUCACCUUCAGUAGAGCAGCAAAAUCUCAGCAGUGCCUGGGGCUGGAGGAGACUUGUCCCUGUGGCAGGAAAUGGUGCCUGCCCUGCAGUGCCCACUGCUCUAAGUAGGCAAGAGGAAAAAGGGAUGGGAGGAGAAGGAGUCCCUGCUCCUAUUUACGAAAUAAGGAGCCACCGAAAGGUGAACUGAUUUGCCUCAGCUCAAACCAUAUAUGCGUGCUGGGAUGGAUGUGCUGACAGAUCUGGGUAUGCUUGCAUCUGUACCUAUCUCAUCUCUUUCUGAAUUUUGACGUUUUUUGGCCUUGGAGAAUUUCUGGGACACAUUCAUUGUAUGUUGUGGGUGCAAAUAAAUAAAUGUCAAGGCAAAAAGA
Numida meleagris (helmeted guineafowl) is the source of this 2460-nucleotide messenger RNA. RefSeq names its product synaptotagmin-5-like. Gene Ontology annotation, molecular function: calcium ion binding; phosphatidylserine binding; clathrin binding. Bases 298 to 1908 code for a protein of 536 amino acids. The record is from RefSeq and is a predicted model, not a curated record. Gene Ontology annotation, cellular component: axon; synapse. The transcript has 7 exons. Gene Ontology annotation, biological process: regulation of dopamine secretion; regulation of calcium ion-dependent exocytosis; vesicle fusion. Lineage: Eukaryota; Metazoa; Chordata; Aves; Galliformes; Numididae.